Molecule: messenger RNA, 966 nt
Organism: Ambispora leptoticha
Lineage: Eukaryota; Fungi; Glomeromycota; Glomeromycetes; Archaeosporales; Ambisporaceae
Source: the annotation of a GenBank genome assembly
AUGCAAGCGAUGCAAGCAAAUACAAACAAAAAAUCCAUCACGAAAUUAACUGAACCGGUAAUACCUCGAUUUCCACCGGAAGUGACGGCUUUGAAUCUUCUCGAGAAAGCAAUUUCAAAACUUGAAACGACUCAACAAUCUUCAAGAAUUCCUAACGCCUUCAUAGCAUAUCGUAUGGCUGUGUGUAAAGAGCUUCGUCUGAAUAAUCAUCCUGUAAUUACUCAACCUCAACUUUCCUCGAUGGCUAAACAAUCUUGGUCAAAGGAGCCAGAGCAUGUACGAAAAGCAUAUCAGCGUAUUGCUGCUGAAGCGAGAGACAUUUAUAAGAGACUUUGUUAUAUUCAUCUUCCUCCUCAAGCAAGACACGAAAGUCAAUUUAUUGAAGAAACUUCUGAAAAAGAUCAUACUGUUGAGGAAUCUGCUCAGGAUUUACCUUCACAAGAAGUAAAUAGCGUACCUAUACCUUCGCAAGAAGUAAAUAUCGUGCCUGUGAAUAACGUACCUGAAUUUCCGACUGUUCCUUCUCCAACCUGGUCCAAUUCUACUGUCGGAGAAGUUCAAUCCUCACCCAUCGCAGAUUUUUCAAUAAUUAAUGAAAGUGAAUAUAUGACUCAUGACACACAGUAUACGGAUCUUCCUUAUCCGGUACAAGUGUCAGAUGAAAAUUUGUGUCACCCUUUUAAUUUUCAUCAUCAUUUGUCUCAUGAUUACAACUUAAAUCAAUUUUCAGAUGAAUCUUUUGCUUCGCAGUUUGUACCGACUGGAUAUGAAUUUUUAGACUCUCAAUUUUACUCAAAAGAUACCACCAUCGCGGCAAAUUAUCAAAAUGCAUACAGUCAGCCCGAAUCAAAAUGUGAAAAAUGCCGAAGCACGAUUGUGCAGUUAGAGAAUAAAGUAGAAGAAUUGGAAAGAAAGCUUUCUAACCUGACAUCUUUAAUUACAACAAAGCUAGCAAAAAAGGUUUAG